Caenorhabditis angaria is the source of this 6181-nucleotide messenger RNA. Lineage: Eukaryota; Metazoa; Nematoda; Chromadorea; Rhabditida; Rhabditidae. The record is from the annotation of a GenBank genome assembly.
AUGACGAGAAAACGCAAAAAUGUGGAGGAGAAUCGGGAAACGCCGAAAAGUUUUGAGAAUUAUGGAUUUGUGAAGAAAGAAGAACCGGAAGGUAGGGAUUUGGGGUGGAAUUUGAGCUACAGGGCUGAAAAACGCUGAAAAUAAGGUCUAGAAUGAUUUUCAGCGCUGAAAAUCAUCCCAGGGUCAAAAAUUCGUUGAAAAUUAAGUCUAGAAUGAUUUUCAGCGCUGAAAAUGAUCCCAGAUUCAAAAAUUCGCUGAAAAUUCAUUUUUGAAUGAUUUUUAGCGCUGAAAAUCAUCCCAUGGUCAAAAAUUCGCUGAAAAUUGAGUCUACAAUGAUUUUCAGCGCUGAAAACCAUGCCAGGCUCAAAAAUUCGCUGAAAAUCAAGUCUCGAAUGAUUUUCAGCGCUGAAAAUCAUCCUAAAGUCAAAAAUUCACUGAAAAUCAAGUCUACAAUGAUUUUUAGCGAUAAAAAUCAUCCCAGGGUAAAAAAUUCGCUGAAAAUCAAGUCUAGAAGUGAUUCUCAGCGCUGAAAAUCAUCCCAGGGUCAAAAAUUCGCUGAAAAUUCAUUUUUGUAUGAUUUUCAGCGCUGAAAAUCAUUCCAGGGUCAAAAAUUCGCUGAAAAUUCAUUUUUGAAUGAUUUUCAGCGCUGAAAAUCAUCUCAGACUCACAAAUUCGCUGAAAAUUAAGUCUAGAAGUGAUUUUCAGCGCUAAAAAUCAUCCCAGGGUCAAAAAUUCGCUGAAAAUCAAGUCUAGAAUGAUUUUCAGCGUUGAAAAUCCUCCCAGGCUCGAAAAUUCGCUGAAAAACUUUUUUCCAGCAGAACCUCGUCGAAGUUUCCCCGAAAAACGAUCGCGUCAAGAUUUCCGCGCCCAGAAAAAACCAAACUACGAGGCGAAUUUCGAGCAGCAAUACGGUCGAAUUGGAGGCGAAGACGCGGAAGCGGAAGCGGAAGGAAAUUCGGACGCAGCGCGGAAAGAUGACGCGACACGUGGCGAAUUUCCCAAAGAAAUUGUGACGUAUUUGCGCAACAUUGAACAGGUCAAAAAACAGGAAAACGGAAAAUUGGGUGAGAAUUUGAAUUUUUGAAUUUCGCGCCAAAAAAUACCGUAUAACAUUUUUUCCAGAAGAUUUUAUUCUCGAAAAAUGUGCUGAAGAAGUCGCCGGCCAGGAAUCGACACUUCUCGAAUGGACCGAAGCCGCAGUUGUGGUAGGUUUGCCACGUGGCACAGAGAAAUGCUGAAAAUUCCAGAAUUUCCCAUAGGAAUUCUGGAAUUUUCAGCCAGAAACUUCAAAAACCCGAAAAUUUCAGUCAAAAAUUGAAUGUUGACUGGAAUUUUCGAGUUUUAAGUCAAAAAUCAAUUAAUUUGUUUAAGAAUUAAAGCCUGAACCUUGAAAUUUCAGUCAAAAAUCGAAUUUUGUAAGAAAUUUUCGGAGUUCUCGCACAGGGAAAAAAUCCUAGUAUAAAAUUACUGAAAUCCUGCCUGCACACCCGUUCAAGCCACGCAAUGAGUGUUUUCUACUGUAAAACGAAAAAUCUGCAAAUGAAAAAAACUGUGCAAACACUUUUGUCUAAUUCUCUCUGUUCGCCGUUAUAUUUCGCACUACAGUAUUAAAGGAGCAUGAUAAAUUUCACGCGUUGGGUCUUGUCGCGAUUGCUAACUUUCUUCGUAGGACCUCAAAAAAUAAGAGAAGUAGCAAGUCAGGUAGAACUCGAGGCGCUGAUUUUCAUGCUAUAUUUAGUUUUUCAUGAACCUUAUCUAGAUUUUGAGCUACUGGGUGCACCGUUUUUACAGCGUUUUGCUGAUUUUUGUGUUGCUUGAGCGGGUGUGCCUGAACCUUAAAAUUUCAGCGAUUUUCAAGCGUUUUCAGUCAAAAUUCAAGAUUUUGUCUGAAAAUCGAAAAAUUGCUGAAAUUUUCGGGUUCUCGCGCAGGGAAAUCUAUCGUCAAUUUUUCUUCUUCAAAAAUCAAACCUAAAUUCAAUUUUUAGGUUAAAAAUCAUUAAUUUUUGAAGAAUUCAAGCCUGAACCUUGAAAUUUCAGUCAAAAAUCGAAUUUUGAAAAAAAAUCAGAGAAAAAAUCCUAGUAUAAAAUUACUGAAAUUCUGCCUGAACCUUAAAAUUUCAGCGAUUUUCAAGCGUUUUCAGUCAAAAUUCAAGAUUUUGUCUGAAAAUCGAAAAAUCGCUGAAAUUUCGGGGUUCUCGCGCAGGGAAAUCUAUCGUCAAUUUUUUUUCAGGUCGAAAAUGUGUUCGGAACCUCUCAAUACGGCGCCAAUCUCUUCCUCUCCUCCCUUCUCAAACUAAAACACAAAAAAGUGUUGACCCUGAUUUUCGGAGGCGCCAGCGCGCGGACCAUCGAAAACCUCCUCUACAAAAUGUGCCCCGUGGAAAAUGCGCAAAAUUUGGCGCCCCUGGUCAAAUUAGUCGAUUUGAUGGUGGAUAAUUGGAACGAUAUUUUGGCCACACAAAGUUCCGCGUUUCUGUUGAGAGCGAUUUUGCGCAUCACUUGCGGAUUCACGCGCGGAAACCGCGCGGUGGAAAAUCAAGAGCUGCCCGUGAAAUUCAAGGACGCUGACGUGAAAAUCGAGAUGAAAUCAAUUUUCGAACGAGUUUCGGUGAUGGGGUUCGAUUGGAAUUUGAAUCGAGAGAUUGUUCAGCAGCCGAUCGGAAGUCUGGUUUUGCAGGAUUUGAUUGAGGCGGAUAAAAUGUGGAAGACGCGGAAGGCGGACGAAUUUGUUGCGCAAUUUUUGGCCAAGGAUGAAGGUUGGCGGAUUUUUGGGUGAAAAAAUCUGAAAUUUUGGCCCAGAAAAGCCCCUAGGCCUAUUUUUUAUCAAAAACUUCGAAAUUCAGGCUCUCAGGCCUAUUUACUAUCAAAAUAUUCGAAAUUUCAGCCUAGAGGCCUAUUAAGUAUCAGAAAAUUCAGAUUUUCGGCCCAAAAAACCCCCCUAGGCCCAUUUUUUAUCAAAAAAUUCGAAAUUCCGGCCCUCAGGCCUAUUUACUCUAAAAAAAUUCGAAAUUCCAGCCUAGAAAAGCCUCCAGGCCUAUUUACUAUCAAAAAAUCCGAAUUUUCGGCCGUCAGGCCUAUUUACUAUCAAAAAAUCCGAAAUUUCAGCCUAGAAAAGCCUCCAGGCCUAUUUACUAUCAAAAAAUCCGAAUUUUCGGCCGUCAGGCCUAUUUACUAUCAAAAAAUCCGAAAUUUCAGCCUAGAAAAGCCUCCAGGCCUAUUUACUAUCAAAAAAUCCGAAAUUUCAGCCUAGAAAAGCUUGAUCUAGGAUCAAAAUUCAUGUUUCAGACGGCUCGCAACUUCGUCAAUCUUGGCGCGGCAAACAGUCGUCUCGAUUCUGGGAAAAGCUUGUGGAAAGCUGCGCGGAAGAGGCGCGGAAUAUGAUUUGGAUGGGAGCCAUUUCCGGACACCUGGAAGAGUUGGCUCAAGAUCAAUUUGCAAAUUUUCCACUGCAAAAAUUGAUUGGAGCGGUGACAAGUUUGGAAUUGGUGGGUUUUUGAGCUGAAAUUCGAAAUUUUCAGACAAAACUUGAGCUGAAAUUCGAAUUGUUCAAAUUUUCAAUCAAUUUUUUAUUCUACUCACAGAAUGUGUGAUUGAUUUGAGAAAAACUGCAAAAAUAUUCAUGAAAUUUUUGAAACGUAAUUUUUUUGGGAAAAAAUUACAAGAAUUACUGUAGCUUCCAGACUACAAGGGUUACUGUAUUCAGAGAGUAUUCAAAUUUUAUCAGAAAUUUUCCAGACUACAAGGAUUACUGUAGCUUUCGGAUUGAAAAAGUACUGUAUUUUGAAAAUUUUUUAAUAUUCAAUAAAAUAUACUGAAAAAUCUGAAAUUUUCAGAAUUUUUUUAAAAAUUCAUUGAAAAUUUAAAUUUUUCAAGAAUUUAAAUAAAAAUGAUCACAAAAUAUUUUUAGAAGAACAAAUAAUUGCUGAAUAAUUUUCAAAAACUCAAAAUUUUUUAUAUGAAAAUUUUGAAACAGUAAAAUUUUUUCGAAAAAUAUUUUUUUCAAAUAUUUUUUUUCGUUCAAAAUUUUGAAACUGUGGGAAAUUUAUAAUGUUUUGUAUUACGAAAAAGAGUCUGGGUUACUGUAGGUUCCGGACUGCAAAAAGUACUGUAUUUUAAACACGAAAAUUCGAAUUUUGUAAGAAUUUCUUUGAAACAGUAAUUUUUUUUUGAUUUUUUUUCGUUUGAAAUUUCUCAAUUUUCAUGAAUAAUAUACCAAAAAAUCUGAAAUUUUCAGAAUUUUUUCAAAAAAUUUCCCGAAUUUCUUUUGCAGGCCACCGACAUCAUCGACGAACUCGCCCCGUUUUUCGUCAACAUCCUCGUCUCGGAUAAAUCGGGCCUUCCACGCGCGGCCCUCAAAUGCGCGGCCCGCCACGAUGCCACCCAAGAAUUGUUGCUCAAAAAAUUGCGAGCUCAUUUUCGUGCCGAAAAAACGACCACGAAAACGCACUUUUUGUGGAAUAUUUUGACGAAUAACACAUUUGAUGGGAAAUUUGUGAAUUUUGACAAAUUUACUGUGCAGGUAAGGUAUUUUUUGAUAGAAAAAUUUGGAAAUUUCUGAUUUUUUGACACCAAAUACACCAUAUUUCAUUAAAACAGAAAAAAUCUAUUCUGAGCAAUGCAUUUUUUUCUUCGAAAUUUCAAUAUUUCAAAAAAUUAAUCAUUGCUCAGGUUAUAAUUUUCACAAAAAAUUUGAAUUUUGAAAAAAUUGCCACGUGGCAUUGGAAAGUUUGAUUUUUGACAAAAAAAACUUCAUUUCUGAAAAUUUUCAAUAUUUCAAAUCAUUGCUCAGGUUAUAAAUUUCACAAAAAAUUUGAAUUUUGAAAAAAUUGCCACGUGGCAUUCGAAAUUUCUGAAAAAUCUAAAAAUUUCUGAUUUUUUGACACCAAAUUUGGCGGGAAAGUUUGAAUUUCAAAAAAAAAUUGAACAUUUGAUUUUUGAAAAAAAAUUUUGUUUUGUGAAAAAUCUAAUCUGAGCAAUGCAUUUUCCCCCCGAAAAUUCAAUUUUUCAAAAAAAAUCAUCAUUGCUCAAGUUAUAGUUUUCACAAAAUUUUAAUUUCAAAAAAAUUUCAAAGUUGAAAAGAAAACCAGGUGGAAGCUCCAAAUUUUCCUUAUCAGAAAUUUAAAUCUCUUAAUUAAUUAGGUCAUUAAUUAAUUUUUACCCCCAAUUUCAAAUAUUUUUUUUUGCAGGGAAGUCUUCUGAUCGGCGAACUUCUCGAAUUUUCCAAAACCAAAACCUUAUCAGCUUGUUUCAUGGAAAUUUCGCCGGAAAAUUUGCGAGAAAUGUGUCGACACAAAAUCGGUUCACGUGUAAUUCAGGCGGCGUUGGCGAGCAAAAAUUUGGAUGUGGAAGUCAAGCAGAAAAUUGUUGGAUUGUUUGAUGUGGGUUUUUUGAGGGCCCGAAUAGGCCGAGGCCUGAAAAUCCACGUUUUUUGGCCCUAGAUUUGUCUAGACCUGAAAUUUUACUAUUUUUUGAUACUAAACAAGCCGGGAAUUGCGGUAGACACGUUUUUGGGAAAUUCUAACAUGAGCAAUGUUUUUUCAUCAGAAAAUUAAAUUUCUCCAAAUUGUUUAACAUGAGCAAUAAUUUCUGACAAAAUUUUGAAACUAAUAUGAGAAAUCCUAUUUUUUAUCCCAUUUUUCAUAUUUUUCUGGAAAAUUCUGACAUGAGCAAUGUUUUUUCACCUUCAAAAUGCUUCCCGGCUUAUAUGGUAUCAAAAGAAUCCUUUAAAAUGAGCAAUGUUUCAUUUUUGCAGCGUGACACGUGGCAACCGCUCAUCACCGACACUUAUGGAAGUCAUGUUUUUGAGAAAAUCUGGACGUUUGUCGAUGUUCGACAAAAACAGGAAAUUAUGAAGGUGUUGGUCGGCAUUUUUGUGAGUUGGAGCAUUUUUUUGCUCAAAAAUUUGGAAAAUUUGAUUUUUUAACCUGAACUACUGUUUGUAAUUUGAAAUUUAGAGCAAUUUUUGCUCAAAAUUUCAGAAAAUUUCAAAAAUUAAAAUUAAAAAAAAAAAGAAAAUUAAAAUUUGGAAAAAAAAAAUGUAUGCCACGUGGCACAACUUCCAAAAAAUCCCAAGAAAUUUCAAUUUCAGGACACUUCGAAAUUCUGGCGAUUUGCCAUGUUGAAAUGCGAUCAAAAAUUGUUCAGACAAGAUCGGAAAGCGUGGAUUGCCAAGUGGAAAUAA